Molecule: messenger RNA, 1479 nt
Organism: Diuraphis noxia (Russian wheat aphid)
Lineage: Eukaryota; Metazoa; Arthropoda; Insecta; Hemiptera; Aphididae
Product: 1,5-anhydro-D-fructose reductase
Molecular function (GO): oxidoreductase activity
Source: RefSeq, a predicted model, not a curated record
GCACACGCACAUCGCCGCAGUCGUCGCCGGUCCGUCAGCUCGCGCACAACACACACACACACACGCACACACACACUUAUAUUUAUUCUAAUAAUUAUUUCAUAUUUUUUGUAUAAAGACACACGACUACCGCACUAUGAAAUACCUGAAGUUGAGUUCUGGCGGCAACAUGCCGAUGGUCGGCUAUGGCACGUGGCAGGCCGUAGACGAUGUUUUGGAAUCGGCCUUAAACGAAGCACUGAAGAGUGGGUACAGGCACAUCGACACGGCCACGGCUUACCAUAACGAACACGUCAUAGGAAAAGUUUUGAACGAAUGGAUAACGUCCGGCAAAGUGACUAGAGACGAAUUGUUUAUUGUCACCAAGCUCCCCCCUUACAAGAAUCGGCCAGAGGACCUGGAAGAGUGUUUAAAAAAAUCACUUGAAGACUUACAACUGGACUAUGUUGACAUGUACUUGAUUCAUACUCCGUUCAGCGUGUUCGAAGAAGAAACUUCCGUCCUGAGCGAAAUGAAGAUUGAUCCCAGCACGGAUCACUUAGCGAUUUGGGAGAUGAUGGAGAAACAGGUGGCUUGCGGCCGAGCAAAAGCGAUCGGCUUGUCGAACUUCAACAUUAAACAGAUACAGAAGGUGCUGGACAACUGCAAGAUCAAGCCCGAUAAUUUACAAGUGGAAAAUCACCUGUACCUCCAACAACCCGAGCUUGUAGAAUUUUGCAAGAGCAACGGGAUCGUUGUGACCGCAUACUCGUGUUUGGGCGCGAGAGGCGGCCGAGAAGUCAUGGGGUUGAAUUGGACCAAAGAUUUGCCGGAAAUGAUGGAAAACGACGUAGUGUUGAGAAUCGCAGAAAAACACGGAAAGACUGCGGCCCAAGUUUUGUUGCGGUUUAUUGUCCAAAAAGGCAUCGUAGUCAUACCAAAAAGUACGAAUCCACAACGGUUGGCGUUAAACAUACAGAUUUUCGAUUUUGAAUUGGACGAACAAGACAUGAAGGCACUGAUURGCCAGGACGCCGGAGAAGGAGGCCGCAUCAUACGGCUAUUGUUCUUUACUGGUAUUACGGAUCAUCCAGAAUAUCCUUUCGAAAAUAUUGCUUAAGCUCGAAUUUAAUUCUACGACAAAUACUAUAGUCCGCUAUUACACACGAACGAACGAAAUUCAAACAAUAUAAAAUGGCAUUCGACGAAAUCUGAUUUAAAUAAAAUAUUUAUUUUGCGCCUAUACUUCAUAAUAUACCGUUGAGAUCCACGUCAAUCGAUUCACAUUAAUAUUUACUUGCUAAGCUGUUCUACAGUUACUGUAACACUGCAAAGAUUCCGUCAUCUGGGCGUAUUAUAUGAAAUAGUCGAUUAGCUGCAUACGAGUGCACGUGUGUUCCUAUUUAUAAAUAUUUAUUUUGUUUAAAAAAAAAAACUGUGUUAUUAUUUACAAAUUAUUAUUGAUAUUAUACCGUACGAAUAAAUAUGCAUACACCAAUA